AAAGCCCGAGGUCUUGCUCGACCCACCUUCUUCUUCUUCCCCUGUCUCUCUCCUGUAUCCGCUCGCCGUUUACCCAAACCCUUGCCCCCGCGCCGCCACCCCCAAGAACCCCAUCGGCUCCGGUCCUCCUCUCCUCUGGCCGGCAUCCUCCAAUGGCCACCAAGUCCCAAAAGAAGAAGCUCUCCGCCCCUAACCCCUCCGUCGACGCCAAGAAGCCCAAACCUCAGAAACCCGUCGAGGAGCGAGAGACGGCGGUGGCGGCCAAGAAGCCAAAACCGAAGAAGCAGAAGGAGGGCAAGGAGGCCUCUGCCAAGAAGCCGAAGGAGCAGAAGGAGGUCUCUGCCAAGAAGACGAAGAAGCAGAAGGAGAGCAACGAGAUCGACGAGAUCUUCGAGGCCACCAAGAAGCGCAAGCUGCAGGAGCAGGAGGAGGAUGAGGAGGGGUCCGAGGGGGGCAAGAAGCCCAGGAAGGGCAAGGCCGAGGGGGCUAGUAAGAAGAAGAGCAAGAAGGAGACUGGGGGCAGAGGCUGGGAGCCCGGCCACGAUGAUGAGGUCGAGGAGAAGCGGCCGCGGCGGCGCACCAAUGACGGGCUCACCAUAUACUCCGCCGACGAGCUCGGGUUCGGCAAGGCCGACGCCGGCGGCACCGCCCUCUGCCCCUUCGACUGCGACUGCUGCUUCUGAGCCCUUCAGGGGUCCUCCGUGCCUGAGGUGAUGUAAUCGGGUUACGUCGCAGUGGUGUUUGUUGUAAUGCCUGGUUGAUUUGAUGACUAUGUGCUUAGACGUGUGAUCCGAUGAAAUGGAAUUUCAGUUUUAUACAA
This is a messenger RNA of Triticum aestivum (bread wheat), 820 nucleotides long. RefSeq lists its product as uncharacterized. The record is from RefSeq and is a predicted model, not a curated record. The transcript has a single exon. Lineage: Eukaryota; Viridiplantae; Streptophyta; Magnoliopsida; Poales; Poaceae. Bases 153 to 683 code for a protein of 176 amino acids.